This is a messenger RNA of Castor canadensis (American beaver), 8175 nucleotides long. It is a transcript of the gene Atr, whose product is annotated as ATR checkpoint kinase. Gene Ontology annotation, molecular function: protein binding; protein serine/threonine kinase activity. Lineage: Eukaryota; Metazoa; Chordata; Mammalia; Rodentia; Castoridae. Gene Ontology annotation, cellular component: chromosome; nucleus. The record is from RefSeq and is a predicted model, not a curated record. Gene Ontology annotation, biological process: DNA repair; DNA damage checkpoint signaling; telomere maintenance.
UAGCAGUGGAGACGCCCGGAACCCGCGGCGGCGUGGAUGCGGAGUGCUGCGCUGUCUCACCAUGGGCGAGCACGGCCUGGAGCUGGCGUCCAUGAUCCCGGCCCUGCGGGAGCUGGGCAGUGCCACUCCAGAAGAAUAUAAUACAGUUGUACAGAAGCCAAGACAAAUCCUAUGUCAGUUCAUUGACCGAAUCCUUACAGAUGUAAAUGUUGUUGCUCUAGAACUUGUCAAGAAAACUGACUCUCAGCCAACCUCUGUGAUGUUGCUUGACUUCAUCCAGCAUAUCAUGAAAUCUUCCCCACUUAUGUUUGUCAAUGCGAAUGGAGGCCAGGGCCAAAAGGAGGCCAAAGCCAGUUGUAUUGAAUUCAGUAAUUGGAUCAUAACAAGACUUCUGCGGAUUGCAGCAACUCCAUCCUGUCACUUGUUACACAAGAAAAUAUGUGAAGUUAUCUGUUCAUUAUUAUUUCUUUUUAAAAGCAAGAAUCCUGCCAUUUUUGGGGUCCUCACAAAGGAGUUAUUACAUCUUUUUGAAGACUUGAUUCCCCUCCACAAAAGGAAUACAAUGGGACAUGUCGUAGACUGGCCAGUGGUCGUUUGCCGAUUUUCAAGCCAGUUAGAUGAACACACGAGAUGUUUACAUCCGGCUCCUUUGCAGUUCGUGAGCAUGCAAAAUUUAGACUGUAUUGAAGUCACUUUACUCAUGGUUCUUAUUCGUAUUAUUGCAACUGUGUUUUUUAGGCGGCAGGAACUCUUACUUUGGCGGAUAGGUUGUGUUCUGCUAGAGUGUGGUUGUCCAAAAGUUAAAUCCUUGGCUAUCAGCCUUUUAACUGAACUCUUUGAACUUGGAGGACUACCAGCACAACCAGCCAGUACUUUUUUCAGCUCAUUUUUGGAAUUAUUAAAAGACCUUGUAGAAAUGGAUAUUGACCAGUUGAGGCUGUAUGAAGAGCCACUAUCAAAGCUGAUAAAGACACUAUUCCCCUUUGAAGCAGAAGCUUAUGGAAACAUUGAGCCCGUCUACUUGAAUAUGCUGCUAGAAAAGCUCUGCGUCAUGUGUGAAGAUGGUGUGCUUAUGCGGCUCAAGUCUGAUUUGCUGAAAGCAGCCUUGUGUCACUUACUGCAGUAUUUUCUUAAAUUUGUGCCAGCUGGGUAUGAAUCUGCUUUGCAAGUCAGGAAAGGCUACGUGAGAAAUAUUUGCAGAGCACUUGUGGAUGUUCUGGGAGUGCAGGCAGAUGUAGAGUACUUGUUGGGCCCACUUUAUGCAGCCUUGAAAAUGGAGAGCAUGGAAAUCAUCGAGGAGAUUCAGUGCCAGAGUCAACAGGACAAUGCCGGCAGCAUUAGUGAUGGAGUGUCACCCAAAAGGCGUCGGCUCAGCUCCUCUCUGAACUCUUCCAAACGAGCAUCGAAGCAGUGUGAAGAAGUCAAACACGUGGAUAUGAACGAGAAGAGCACAUUAUGGAGUGCACUGAGACAGAAAGUGGAAUCUCUCCAGCUGUCCCUCGGAUGUAGUCUAUCAAGCCCCGUCACUAAGACACUGGAAGGACUUGCCGUCAUCCUACAACUGACCGCUCUGUGUAUUAUGCAUUGUUCUCAAGAAAAUGUGGCCGGCCAUCAUUUCAAGGACAGUGAACGUGAAGGUAAGAAGCAGCCAUCAGUAGUGAUAACUUGGAUGCCUGUGGAUUUUUACACAAGUGUGCUGAAGAGCUGCAGGAGUUUGCUGGAAUCUGUUGAGAAACCUGAACUGGAGGUAGUCAUUGAUACUGUGGUGAAAAUCUGUGAUGCUCUGAUUUACAUGCAGGUGAAGAAUUCAUUUGAAGAUGGUGUUCUAGAAGAUUUGUGUGGCAUGCUCUCUCUGCCAUGGAUUUAUCCCUACUCUGCUGAUGACUCUUUAAAGCUGACCACAUUCACCGCUGACCUUCUAACAUUAAGCCAGAGGGUUUCAGAUAGCUACUCACCACAGGCCCAGUCGCGGUGUGUGUUUCUUCUCACUCUGCUCCCAAGAACGUGUCUUGAGUGGAGAACCACAGUCUACACCUGGGCCCUGCAGAGCCCCCAUGAACUAGUCCGGGCGAGUUGUGUGAAUGGGUUUUUGAUCUUACUGCAGCAGCAGAAUUCCUGUUCCAGAGUUCCCAAGAUGCUUAUAGAUAAAGUCAAAGAUGAUUCUGAUGUCGUCCAGAAAGAAUUUGCUUCUAUACUUGGCCAGCUUGUCUGUACUCUUCAUGGCAUGUUUUAUCUGACAAGUUCUUUAGUAGAACCUUUCUUUGAACACGGACAUGUGGACCUCUUCUGUAAGAAUCUGAAAGCCACUUCUCAACACCAUUGCUCAUCUUCUCGACUAAAAGCUUCUGUUUGCAAGCCAUUUCUUUUCCUAUUGAAAAAGAAAACAUCUAGUCCAGUAAAGCUUGCAUUCCUAGACAAUCUGCAGCAUCUCUGUAAGCACCUUGACUUUCAAGAAGACGAAACAGAUGUGCAAGCAGUUCUUGGAGCUUUCCUGAAUUUAAUGGAAGAUCCAGACAAGGCUGUGCGAGUGGCUUUCAGUGGAAACAUCAAGCAUGUGUUGGGCUCCUUGGGCUCUGAAGAUGGAGUUGUAAAAGAGCUUUUUGUGUUAAGAAUGAAGGAAGCAUACACACAUGCCCAGAUAACCAGGAAUAAUGAGCUGAAGGAUACCUUGAUUCUAACCACAGGGGAUAUCGGAAGGGCAGCAAAAGGGGACUUGGUUCCUUUUGCACUCUUGCACUUACUGCACUGUCUGUUGUCAAAGUCGGCAUCUGUCUCUGGAGCAGCGUACACAGAAAUUCGAGCUCUGGUUGCAGCUAAAAGUGUAAAACUGCAAAGUUUUUUCAGUCAAUAUAAGAAACCCAUCUGUCAGUUUUUGGUGGAAUCCCUCCACUCCAGUCAGAUGUCAGCACUCCCAGGCACUCCUUUCCAGAAUGCCGAGAUGCGGAAACAAGAUGUAACUCACCAGAGAGAAGUGGCUCUGAACACCUUGUCUGAGAUUGCCAACGUUUUUGACUUCCCCGACCUCAAUCGCUUCCUUACUAGGACUUUACAAGUUCUCCUGCCCGACCUUGCUGCCAAAGCGAGCCCCGCAGCCUCUGCUCUCAUCCGAACCUUGGGAAAGCAAUUAAAUGUCAACCGUAGAGAAAUCUUAAUAAAUAACUUCAAGUAUAUUUUUUCUCACUUGGUGUGCUCCUGUUCCAAAGAUGAAUUAGAACGUGCUCUUCAUUAUCUGAAGAAUGAAACAGAGAUUGAGCUGGGGAGCCUGUUGAGACAGGACUUCCAGGGCCUGCACAAUGAACUCCUGUUACGCAUAGGAGCACACUAUCAGCAGGUCUUCAAUGGUCUGGCAAUACUAGCCUCCUUUGCCUCCAGCGACGAUCCGUACCAGGGCCCGAGAGACAUCACGUCCCCGGAACUGAUGGCUGAUUAUUUGCAGCCCAAGCUACUGGGCAUCUUGGCCUUUUUUAAUAUGCAGUUACUGAGCUCCAGCGUUGGCCUUGAAGAUAAGAAAAUGGCCUUGGAUAGUUUGAUGUCUUUGAUGAAGUUGAUGGGACCCAAACAUGUCAGCUCUGUGAGGGUAAAAAUGAUGACCACGCUGAGAACUGGCCUUCGAUUCAAGGAUGAUUUUCCUGAAUUGUGCUGCAGAGCGUGGGACUGCUUUGUCCGAUGCCUGGAUCAUGCUUACCUCGGCUCCCUUCUCAGCCAUGUGAUCGUGGCUUUGUUACCACUCAUCCACAUCCAGCCUAAAGAAACUGCGGCCAUCUUUCACUACCUUAUCAUUGAAAACAGGGAUGCUGUGCAAGAUUUUCUUCAUGAAAUAUAUUUUUUACCUGAUCAUCCAGAAUUAAAAAAGAUAAAAGCAGUUCUCCAGGAAUACAGAAAGGAGACCUCUGAAAGUACUGAUCUUCAAACAACUCUUCAGCUAUCCAUGAAAGCGAUUCAGCACGAAAAUGUAGAUGUUCGUAUUCAUGCUCUUACAAGCUUGAAGGAAACCUUGUAUAAAAAUCAGGACAAACUGAUCAAAUAUGCAACUGAUAGUGAAACAGUAGAACCUGUUAUCUCACAGUUGGUGACUGUGCUUUUGAAAGGUUGUCAAGAUGCAAACUCCCAAGCUCGUCUACUCUGUGGAGAAUGUUUAGGGGAGCUGGGGGCGAUAGAUCCAGGUCGAUUAGAUUUCUCAACAACUGAAACCCAAGGAAAAGAUUUUACAUUUGUGACUGGGGUAGAAGAUUUAAGCUUUGCCUAUGGGUUAUUGAUGGAGCUAACAAGAGCUUACCUUGCAUAUGCUGAUAACAGCCGAGCUCAAGAUUCAGCUGCAUAUGCUAUCCAGGAAUUACUUUCCAUUUAUGACUGUAGAGAGAUGCAGAUGAGCGGCCGAGGUCACCAGUUGUGGAAGAGAUUUCCUGAGCACGUUCGAGAAAUACUAGAGCCUCAUCUAAAUACUAGAUAUAAGAGUUCUCAGAAGUCAACAGAUUGGUCCGGAGUAAAGAAGCCAAUUUACCUAAGUAAAUUAGGUAAUAACUUUGCAGAAUGGUCAGCGUCUUGGGCAGGCUAUCUUAUAACAAAGGUUCGGCAUGAUCUUGCUAGUAAAAUCUUCACGUGCUGUAGCAUAAUGAUGAAGCAUGACUUCAAGGUGACCAUCUACCUUCUUCCACAUAUUCUCGUGUAUGUCUUGUUGGGGUGUACUCAGGAAGAUCGGCAAGAGGUUUAUGCAGAGAUCAUGGCAGUGCUGAAGCACGAUGACCAGUGCACCGUGGGUGCCCAGGACAGCGCAUCUGAUCUGUGCCAGCUGAGUACACAGACCGUCUUCUCCAUGCUCGACCAUCUCACGCAAUGGGCAAGGCACAAAUUCCAAGCAAUGAAUGCCGAGAAGCUUCCUCAGAGCAAAUCCAACAGAGAUAAGGUCAGCUCAACGGUGUCAAGUGCAGGUUUAGAAGACUAUCAGAGUGUAACUCGGUUCCUUGACCUCAUACCUCAGGAUACCCUGGCAGUAGCUUCCUUUCGCUCCAAAGCAUACACACGAGCUGUAAUGCACUUUGAGUCAUUUAUUACAGAGAAGAAGCAAAAUAUUCAAGAGCAUCUUGGAUUUUUACAGAAAUUGUAUGCUGCUAUGCAUGAGCCAGAUGGAGUGGCCGGUGUCAGCGCCAUCCGGAAGGCAGAGCCAUCUCUGAAGGAGCAGAUCCUGGAGCACGAGAGCAUCGGCCUGCUGCGUGACGCUACCGCCUGCUAUGACAGGGCCAUUCAGCUCGAGCCGGACCAGAUCAUCCAUUACCAUGGUGUAGUGAAGUCCAUGUUAGGUCUUGGUCAGCUCUCUACUGUAAUCACUCAGGUGAAUGGAGUGCAUGCCAACAGGUCUGAGUGGACGGACGAGUUGAACACAUACCGAGUGGAAGCCGCCUGGAAACUGUCACAGUAUUUGGUGGACAAGUAUCUGGCAGCAGAUGGGAAGUCUACGACGUGGAGUGUCAGACUAGGACAGUUAUUGUUAUGCGCCAAAAAAAGUGACAUCACAGCUUUCUAUGACACACUGAAACUAGUGAGAGCAGAGCAAAUUGUGCCUCUUUCUGCUGCAAGCUUUGAAAGGGGCUCCUACCAGCGAGGAUAUGAGUACAUUGUGAGAUUGCACAUGUUGUGUGAGUUGGAGCAUAGCAUUAAGCCACUUUUUCACCAGUCUCCAGGCAACACUUGUCAAGAAGACUCUCUAAACUGGGGAGCGCGGCUAGAAAUGACCCAGAACUCCUAUAGAGCCAAGGAGCCCAUCCUGGCCCUCCGGAGGGCUUUGUUAAGCCUCAACAAAAGACCCGAUUACAAUGAAAUGGUUGGAGAAUGUUGGCUACAGAGUGCCAGAGUGGCUCGAAAGGCUGGUCACCACCAGACAGCCUACAACGCUCUCCUUAAUGCGGGAGAGUCGCAACUUGCCGAGCUGUGUGUGGAACGGGCAAAGUGGCUCUGGUCCAAGGGUGAUGUUCACCAGGCACUUAUUAUGCUUCAGAAGGGUGUGGAAUUGUGUUUUCCUGAGAACAAAUCCCCAACUGAGAGCAAGCACAUGCUGAUCCAUGGUCGAGCUACGCUGCUAGUGGGCCGAUUCAUGGAAGAAACUGCUAACUUUGAAAGCAAUGCGAUUAUGAAAAAAUAUAAGGACGUGACCUUGUUCCUGCCAGAGUGGGAGGAUGGGCAUUUCUACCUUGCGAAGUACUACGACAAAUUGAUGCCCAUGGUAACAGACAACAAAAUGGAAAAGCAAGGCGAUCUCAUCCGGUAUAGUCUUCAUUUUGGAAGGUCUCUGCAGUAUGGAAACCAGUUCAUCUAUCAGUCCAUGCCACGGAUGUUAUCCCUCUGGCUUGACUUUGGUGCUAAGGCGUACGAGUGGGAGAAAGCUGGCCGUUCUGAUCGUGUCCAAAUGAGAAACGACUUGGCUAAAAUUAAUAAGGUUAUCACAGAGCACACAAAUCAGUUAGCUCCAUAUCAAUUUUUGACUGCUUUUUCACAAUUGAUCUCUCGGAUUUGUCAUUCUUAUGAUGAAGUUUUUAUUGUCUUGAUGGAAAUAAUAGCCAAAGUGUUUCUGGCCUAUCCUCAGCAAGCAAUGUGGAUGAUGACAGCCGUGUCAAAGUCUUCUUAUCCCAUGCGUGUGAACAGAUGUAAGGAGAUUCUUAAUAAAGCGAUCCUUAUGAAAAAAUCUUUAGAAAAAUUUGUGGGAGAUGCAACUCGCCUAACAGACAAGCUUCUAGAAUUGUGCAACAAACCGGUUGAUGGAAGUAGCUCCACGUUGAGCAUGAGUACUCAUUUUAAAAUGCUUAAAAAGCUGGUGGAAGAAGCAACGUUCAGUGAAAUCCUCAUUCCUUUGCAAUCAGUCAUGAUACCUACUCUUCCAUCAAUUCUGGGUGCCCAUGCUAAUCACGAGCCGUUUCCUGGGCACUGGGCCUAUAUUGCAGGCUUCGAUGACAUGGUGGAAAUUCUUGCUUCUCUUCAAAAACCAAAGAAGAUCUCUUUGAAAGGGUCAGAUGGAAAGCUUUACAUCAUGAUGUGUAAGCCAAAAGAUGACCUGAGAAAGGACUGCAGACUAAUGGAGUUCAAUUCUUUGAUCAAUAAGUGCUUAAGAAAAGACGCAGAAUCUCGUAGAAGAGAACUUCACAUCCGAACAUAUGCGGUUAUUCCCCUGAAUGAUGAGUGUGGUAUCAUUGAAUGGGUGAACAACACUGCUGGCCUGAGACCUAUUCUGACCAAGAUAUAUAAGGAGAAGGGAGUGUAUAUGACAGGAAAGGAACUUCGUCAGUGUAUGCUACCAAAGUCAGCAGCUUUGUCUGAGAAACUUAAAGUAUUCCAAGAAUUUCUUCUGCCCAGACAUCCUCCUGUUUUUCAUGAGUGGUUUCUGAGAACAUUCCCAGAUCCUACAUCAUGGUACAGCAGCAGGUCAGCAUACUGCCGGUCCACUGCAGUGAUGUCGAUGGUUGGUUAUAUCCUGGGGCUUGGAGACCGUCAUGGUGAAAACAUUCUUUUUGAUUCUUUGACUGGUGAAUGUGUACAUGUGGACUUCAACUGUCUUUUUAAUAAGGGAGAAACCUUUGAAGUUCCGGAAAUUGUACCAUUUCGCCUGACUCACAAUAUGGUUAAUGGCAUGGGCCCUAUGGGAACAGAGGGUCUUUUUCGGAGAGCGUGUGAAGUGACGCUGCGGCUGAUGCGCGAUCAGAGAGAGCCUUUAAUGAGUGUCUUAAAGACUUUUCUACAUGAUCCUCUUGUGGAGUGGAGUAAACCAGUGAAGGGACAUUCAAAAGCAUCACUGAAUGAAACUGGGGAAGUUGUCAAUGAAAAGGCCAAGACACAUGUUCUUGACAUCGAGCAGAGACUGCAAGGUGUGAUCAAGAACCGGAACAGAGUGACUGGGCUGCCACUGUCUAUCGAAGGCCAUGUGCAUUACCUCAUCCAGGAAGCUACUGAUGAGAACUUAUUAUGUCAGAUGUACCUUGGUUGGACCCCAUAUAUGUGAAGUGAAAUUAUUUCAAAGAAUAUGUUAAUAAUCUGAAAUUAAUGCCCUCGUUAUUAACGAGUGCUGUAUCUUCAGUUCAAAAGUACAACCCAAGUUUAUUCUUGUUCUCAGGGCAACUGGUCGUAUUUCUGAUUGUUAACAACAUUUAAAACAAUAUAUGUACAGUAAUUAACUAAAACUUCACUCUUCAU